Molecule: messenger RNA, 19481 nt
Organism: Mya arenaria
Lineage: Eukaryota; Metazoa; Mollusca; Bivalvia; Myida; Myidae
Product: E3 ubiquitin-protein ligase rnf213-alpha-like
Exons: 97
Coding region: 159-17102 (5647 amino acids)
Molecular function (GO): ATP hydrolysis activity; ubiquitin-protein transferase activity
Source: RefSeq, a predicted model, not a curated record
UUAUGAUUGUGUAACGCAAUAGACGAGUAGUCGCCCACACUGCAAUCUAUUUAGGAGUGAUGUGAAUUAUAUUCUUAUUUUAGAAAUAAUUAUUAACAGAAUAGUUCAAUAACAUGAAAAUUAACUGGAUUUUAAACAGGAUGUAACAGUGCUUGUACAUGAUGAAGAAGUGUUCCAACCCGGUGUGUGGGUUGGAGGGGGAGUGGAAGUUGUGUCAAGAAUGUGGAGACAAAAUGAUUGAUCCUCCUACGAAACCUAUCUUGUCAUCAAUCGUCAUCAUUUGUGAUGGAGAGGAUGAAAGCGGCUCUCCUUGUGGGGAGGAACUGAAAUCAACACAGAAGUUCUGCAGCAGUUGUGGAAAACAGGUUGAUAUCAAGUUGUUUGAAGUCCAAACACCUGAUAUAGAGAGAUGUGGGGGCUGUGGAGCUGUGUGUACACCAGGCAAAAAAUUCUGCCCUGAGUGUGGAUUCAAGGUCAAACCAAUGGCAAAGCAAGCUACUGAUACUCCACCAUCUCUAGAAAAUCAGGCAAGUGUUGUUGACAAGUCUGACCCUGUCUCUAUGGCAACAACUGGUGCUGGGGAAAGUCAAAAAUAUGUUCAACAUGAUCAAAUAGCCUCUAAUCAAUCACCACCUUCCAACCCACAACAGGCAGAAGGAUCAGAUUUAUAUGUUGAAGUUCAAGAGUCAGCUACUGGGGUUGAACAUUUAGAUGUCAAAGAUCCAGAUCCAAAAGACACAUUACAAGAUAAUACUAGGUCAAGAGAGAAGCAGCAAGAGCCAGAUACAGAUAAACCAAGUGCAGCAGAUGUUCAACAAGGUGAAGCGUCACGUCCCGAACCAAUGGAGGAACAUUCCAAACCCAGUAAACUAACAGAGGAAGAAGACACAAAGACUAAUAAACCAGAAGCUAAAGAAAGUCAGAGUCGAGAACAGGUUAAUUUGGUCGGUUCAGAAACAACUCACAAUAUUGAACAUGAUGCAAUGGACACAUCUGAUCUUCCAAGGAACAAUAAAUUAUGUGUUGUCAACAUGGAUGAUGGAAACGAUGAAAGAAAACAGGAAACACUAAUGCAAGUUGAUCCUUGUAGAAAUAUAGAUGACGCAAAUGCAACAGCUAACAUAAAUAAUAAUAACUAUGUGUCAUCAGAUGUUUCCCAAGGGGGAGAUUCGGUACAACACUCACUUAUUUUCGAAGAAAAUGGUUCAGCUGAAGUUGGGCAUGAAAAAGCAGGAAAUGCUACAACUGAAAGUCAGUUGGAAAAGUCUAUAAAGGAUAUAAACAUUACUAAUGAUGAAACAACGAACAAGGCUUCAAAUGGUGAAACAUUAAAAAACGAUUUAUCAGAUAAGGAUGGAAAUGGCUCUGAAGAUGACUCUGCUGAUUCAGACAGUAGUGAAUCAGAGGUUAAUGAUGAUGACAAAGAAGAGACGAAAUAUGGUGGAAAGAGAUCUAAAAAGAACCAUAAGGGAGGGACUAAAGCAAAAAAGGCUAAAAAGAGGGAAAGGAAGAAAGAAAAACAGAGAGAAAAGCAACAGAGUUUGCAUUCUGAUCCCAAGGAAGAAGAUGAUAAAUCUGAAAGCAUAACAAAGUCAAGGACAAUUGAAGAGAAACAGAAGUCAGGACAAGUUGAUAUGAAUUCUAAAGAAAACUCUUUAAAUCAACAAGAUAAAGGCACUCCAGAACAGGAAGGAUUUGUUUUUGGGCAACGUAAAAUGAAGUCUGACAGCGAGAAGGGAUUUGAAUCAUCAGAGCGGACUACAUCUAGUUUAUUUCCAGACAAUACAUACAGCAGAAAUUCUGCAGAGCAGAACAAUCUGGGCAGUUCUGCCAGUGAGAAGGUUGGAAAUCCUGACAAAACUUAUAAUACUAGAAGCAAUGAUGCAGCGUUCAAAUCAACUUCUUCGUCGGCAAACACACAGACAGGUGUGAACACUUCCUCACAUGAAAAGUCCAAAACAAAAGAUAAGAACAAUCAGGGCAACAAGGAUCAGAAAACUAAGCAACAGAUAGUUAUUGUUUUCCAUGUGUUAGUGGCAAAGGACUGUUUUACCAGUGGAAAGGACUUGCUGAUUUUAAAAAUGCCAGACAAAUCUGGAAGGUGGGAUUCCAAUCAGCACCAACUCAGUUCUGUGAACAAGGUGUUCAACGAUUACAUCGAGUAUGAAUAUCGGAUGACCUUUGACCGUAACCUGCUUUGUACAAGAAGCACAGAAUACAAAUAUUGUGUGCUAAGAGAAGAUGGGAAGUACAAGUAUGAGCAUUAUGAAGAUGGCCAGUACCAAGGAAACCAUAAUAGAAGACUUUUUGUGGAUAAACACUUGAUUGUAAAAAAGGAUGAAUGGCAUCAGUAUGAUGGGAUGGUACUUCCAAGACCAAAGGAUAGUCUUCUACGACGAGGAUUCGAUUAUUUCAGGGGUACUGGAAAGAAAGAAACUGAAAAAAGGGCUUAUGAAUUUGCUGUUGCAUUUGUCCCUUACUGGUUUCAACCUUCAUUUCAUUUAGAAGACUUGAAAGAAAAUUUUCAGACAUCACUAGAUCACUUGGACAUGCUGAUAACCGGUCUAAGAAAGGUCUACCAACGAGAUGCUAAGUGCUGGGGUGGAAUUGAACAGUAUAAAUACCAGCUGUGUGGAUACUUGUUUCAUCCUCUGAUUGAACAGCUGUCUAGUGAAAAGUAUGGUUCAAAGUCGAUUAGGUUUGUUAGAGCUCUGGCAAUAAUCAUUGCCUGCAACAGACUUCAAGUCGGCUUGGACCAGAGGGCAUGUCAGAUUCUUUGUUCAAAUCUGAUGGUAACACCAGAUCCGACAAACAAGACAUAUGCUGAAGUGCAUGAAAUAAGGAACUUUCCUGACAUUAGUGUCUUGAUACCAGCCCUCAUCAGUAUCAUAAAGAAUGUUGUGAUUUUUGACAAAGAUCCCUCCUGGAUGUUUUGCUUGCCAUUGCUGCAUUUUGCUUCCAAACUGUGUGAACCGUUUGAGGAAAUGGGGGCAGAUUUGUCACAUGCAGCAAAGAAACCAAAGUGGUGGGGAACUGAAGAUAUUGAAUCUGAAGUGACAGCAUUUCAGAAGAACACUUACAAAUGGGCACUGCAAUUGGAAUACAUGUUUCAAAGGCUUGGACCACUUUUUGAAAUGGACUUCUACCUGCCUAGGAGUAUAGUUGCAUCACUGACUGUUGAGGAAAUUUAUUUUGUAAUUAAUUAUGAAGGUAUUCCAGUGGAGGUCUGUUGUGCAACCCUACUUCAUUGGAUGAAAGCUUCAAAUCCUGACAAUAACCGAAAUUAUGCAUACAGUUACUUGGAGGAAGAAGGAUCAGGUAGAGAACAGAUGGUGACACAAUGCUUGGCAAAACUUCUGAAACGUCUCCAAACAAUGAACGAUUCUACACAAAAUCUCAGGCAACAAACAAGUUUGGAAAUGGCUCUCUGCAUAGCAAAACAACUGGUUGAAAAUGCUGCAUCAAAAAAUAGAACCCUGAAGCUGAUGUACUCUGUGCACAUUUUCCUACAGUGUGUAUCAUCUUACAGCAAACUUGGAAUCAAAGGCAGUAAGACUGAAAGUGACGUAAAGAAUGCCAUUGAAACUGUUGGAAACAAGGUUCUCAAUUGGCUUCAAAGCUAUGCCAAUUCUUCCUGGAAUAUGAAAAUGCUGAAGAACCUGAAGGUUUGGGAAAGUGCCAUUACAGAAAAACUGAGUUGUGAUGACAUAGCCUCCCAGUGGAAUGAGCGAAUCAUGAGUUCUUUGCAAUUGAGCAUUGAGAACGAACUUAGCACAUACAGUCAUCGGAAGAAGGAGUUCAUACAUAUCUACUGCGCUGAAGUUGAAAAGUUUAACACGACAAUGAAAGGAUGUCUUACCAACAUUGCUAUGAAGGCCAUAGAUGGUGGAUAUAUGAUUGAAUACUGGCACCUGGGCUUGACAGAAAAGGAAAGGUUUCGAUAUCUCCUCUCCGACUUGUUUCGACGACAGUGGCAAACUCACGUCACCAAUGGACCACAAGAAGAAGAAUUCAUGCGUAUUUUCAAGAUGGCUAUAUCUUGGCCUCCCAUUCAACUUUUUGUUCGAAACCUAACUGAAAAUACUGGUAUAUCAUUGCUGAUGGACGAUUGUAAGGAAAAUCUCCUGAUUGCAACAUCGAUGCUUGAAAGUCACUUGGAUACACUAGAAACCGGGAAAAUUGAAAUCGGCAUUUUACAAGUGAUCAGUGGUCAUUCCGAAGGAUUCUCGGAAACACUUUCUCUAAUCCGACCAAAGGAGAGUGGAUUGAAGGACAAAGUGUUAUUGACUAUCAAGAUUCGAAUGCUUGAACUAGAAGCGUUCAAGAACCAAAGUAGACAGAUGACAGUGUUUGUGAAUCUUUGUCAGCAUUUGGAAUCAGUUGAUACCAGAGCCAUUGAUGAAGUUCUGCAGAAAACUUCUAAGCUGGAAAAGCAUUCACUGGUGGAAUUCUGUGAACCAAUCAUAGUGAAAGACUUGGAUAAAACCAGUAAACCAGAUCUAAGAGCAUUCAAUGUUGAAUCUGAUGUUUUGGAUAUUCUACCAAAACUUGAAGGCUUGACUGAAGGACAGGUGUUCAAAAAGAUAUGGAAAGACACCUGUUCGGGUACAACAGGUGGUUGUAAGACUCCUCUUGAUGUUAUCAAUGUGGUGUGGAAGCCUGCUUUUAAAAGAUGGAAAGAAUUCUGCGAACAACUGAAGACAGGAGAAUUGAUGUUUGAAGAUGCAGAAAGAAUGUUUGGGAUUUUCAAAAAUGACGAUGACAGACUUUUGUGGGAAAUGAUGCAUUUGGAGAUACCGAGCAAAACAGCUAAUGAAAGGAUCAAACAAAUAAAGCAGAACAGGCAGCUGUCUGAUUGUGUCACAGGCGCAAAAGUUAUUUUGAAAUUUCAGCAACAGUACCGGCUACAGGGAGAUUAUCAGGCUAUCAAGACUAUUGUCUCACAUUCUGAAAGAAACUUCAAACUUCGAGAAUUUGACAAACAUUUGAUGAAAACCUGCGAGAUUUUAAAGGAAAUCACAAAAAAGCAAUCAAAUUGCCUGGAUGCUUUUGUUAAGUCUGCUAAUCUUGUUAAAUGGCUGAAGGAAUCCAUGCAAACAUCGGGUCAAAAAGAGUUGAAAGUGUUUGUUGACCUUGCGAUGAUGUCUGCUGGGGAAGAACCAUUGAAUAUUGCCAAAGUCCAGUGCUUGCAUUCAGCCGUUCUUGGAUACUCUCCCCUCAUAUUUGAUUUGGAUGAGACAGAUUGUAACUACAUACGUCUUUUGGACAUGUGUAAAGUGGUCUGGAAGGAACUUGCUGCAAAUCCAAAUUUGCCAAAACAGCUUCUGGAUACAAACCGUGAGAUAGAAUGGCUGAAGGAUAUCAAGAAAGCGCACGGUUCGGUCGAAGUGACUUCUCUCAUGCAAGCUGAGGCCAUCAAUACAGAUGGUAUUUACACGGUGGGGAAAGGAGCAUGGAAAGGUUCAGAGUUGUCCGACAUGAUGGUUAAAGAUAUGAUAAAGCUCACAGUGCCUGGAAAAGAUGGCCAGCGUCAUCAGAAGCACUAUACAUUUGACCAGCUCCAGGAUUUACAGAGCCGAUUGAUGCUUGUUGCUGGCAAAUCUGACUCAUCCACCGUCAAGUCCACGGACAAAAAGAGUGAAGUUAAUGUUGACAGGUUUACAAUGAUCUUUGACAGCAUAACACGUUUGGGCUCUGUUUAUCUGAAACUGUGCUCAUCUGGAUGUGUACUGUUUAACGGCUGGAAUGCAAACUUCAUCUGUUCCUUGGUACAAGAAAGACCAGUGUGUGCGACACUGGAAUUCGGGAAGGGAGAAGAUAUUCCAAAACUGAAAGGUCGGAAGUCUGAUACAGAAGGGCUUGAAGAUAUGGUUCCAAAGAUUGCUGACUUUAUGGAGAAGUGUUAUGGUGAAUGGCUUGAUUUCAUCAAACAGAAGAGGAAGGAUUAUCUUUACCUGAACUUCUUCACAAUAGAUCAGCUUGUGAUUCUGCAACGAGAGCUCGUAAAAAUGGGGACAGACGAGGAACCAUCACUGAGAAUUUACCACCUCUUGUCUGCUGUGAAAGAAAACUGCAUGCAAGACGAUGUAGUACUGGCCAUGGAGAAAGCCAAAAAGGAGUUAUCUGUGAUUGAAGAAGAACCUGGAGAGACCUCUGUUGAAAUUGAUGAUGAAGAAGAAGAAAUAGGUGACCAAGCGGAGGAGAAGAUUGCUCUAUUUAUUCAUGAGUUGAUGGAGGCUGGCUGUGAUGAAGUAGUGGCCAGGCAAUCUGUUGGUCAUGUGAAACAGGAAGAUAUUGACGAUUGUGAUGUGACUGAAGCCAUGCUCUGGUGCAUGGACCAGACAGGGGAAGAAAAUGAAGAUGCUGAGAUGAAUCAAGACGAUGUAGAAGGGACAGAAGAUAUUGGUCCUAGGUUUUCUGGGUGGAGCCAAUCCACGACAUCAAUCAGCUCACUUAUCAAGCAAUCUGUGACCAGUGUUGGACACAAAGGGAAUAUCGGUGUGAAACCUCUGAUAAAUGAUCUCAAAGAAUUGUGGAUAAACUUCCUUGGCUCGAUCUCAUCGAACAUCAGUGAUUAUUUAAGUCUUGAACAUUUAGGAAUCAUCCUCAAUGUGCUUGCAAAGACAGUUACAGAUGAGCGAAAUAUCAGGAGAAACAUGCCGCCAGUAUAUGUGGAAGAGGAACCAAACCUCGUGGUUUGUCCAAGUGAUGAAGUUCUUAGUGUCGCACUGUCAAUCUACAUGUACGAUCCUGACCAACCCCUGCCGCAGUCGGAUGAAGUCCUCGUGUGUACUUCAGAUACAACUGCUGAUGAGGUGUGCAUAUUUUGGCGAAGGGCGAUAUAUGACAACACUGGUAAAAUUCACUGCCUCCUCCACGCAGACCUGCUGGAUUUUGACGUCAGCGAAACAGCAGAACAGUGCCUUGAAGAACUAUUGUUGGACAUUAGGCACUAUGAUGAUAUCAAAUACCGCCUGUUUGUGAUAUGCGGAUCAGACAAUGAAUAUCGUUCAACGAUUGUAUCAUCUUUGGAGAAGUAUGUGCGUCAAGUUGGCCCGGUCAAUGGACUCCAAUUGAAGAAAUACGUGACUCGUCAUCUGGAGGCUCCGGUGUUCCCUGGCAAAUCAUAUGCAGCAAUGGUUGAUUUCAAAAGAUCAACAGUACGUGUAAUAAAAUCAACAAGAGCUGGUGUUGGGAAAACAUUGUUUGUGCACCGAAAAGAUGAGGCAGUUCAAGCGCAAAUACAUCGUAAAAACAAGUCAAUUGACACGCAAAAAGUGUCAAUACCACUGCAAGAAAAAGUAAUCAACUUGCAUAGUUUCAUACAGAGACUUUUGGAGCAUACGCCCGACCCACGCAAACAGUCCGCACGAAUAUUCCAUCUGAAUAUGAACCAUGAGGUCCAGGAAGGUGUGGACUACCUGUUGUUCAACUUGCUGAUACUCAACUGUUUGGUGGACAGGUCGGGAUACGUCUGGCGGAGAUCCGAGCAUGAUUUGUAUCUCAUAGAAGCAAUGCCGAUUAUGGUUCAAGCAACAGAUGCAAAUGAAGAGGCACGCUUCGUACAUCCGGUGUUCACAUUAUUUCCGGAUUCAACCUGUCGCUCUCCUGAUGAAAGCCUGCAAAUAUAUUCUGACAGAAAUUCUGUCCAUGAUUUUAUGCCGACUGACCAAUUAUUCGAUGAACAGCAGUUUCGGAGUCCUGUAUUCCAGCGAACAUUCCAGUACCUGUUAAGGCUUGAUCAGCGGCAAACACUGGAAUCUGUCAGACCAUCUGAGCCGGAAGGCGAUCCUAAAAACUGCCUGGAUGUCCUGCUAAGGCAUUGCGGGGUGCGGGACCCGUCCUGGUCGGAGUUGCAUCACUUUGUCUGGUUCCUGAACACCCAGCUGGUGGACUUUGAACAGAACCAGUUUGUUUCUGUUGCUGCAGCCGAGGACCUUCCUGGAUUUGCAACAUUUGUCUUGAGGUUUCUGAUUCAGAUGUCUCGGGACUUUUCCACACGAUCAUUGAACAUGAGUGAGGAAUCCCCAGGAAUGAUUCCUCAAGGUGCCAUGGAAGCUGAGGAUGAAGAUCAGCUGGAGCUAUAUCAAAUGCGUCGAACUUGGGAGUCUAGCCCUCAUCCAUACUUGUUCUUCAAUUCGGACCGUUUCUCUUUCACGUUCCUUGGGUUCUAUAUCGACCGGAACACUGGCAACCUUGUUGACCAACAAACAAACCGCAUACUGGAGCAGGGGAUCAUGGGCCAGAACCUGUACGAUUCCUUGGUACGAAAUCAAGCACCAAUCAGGGAAGACUUUGAUGCAUUGCCAAGAGACCAGAAAAUCAUGAAGCUGUGCAGCAUUAUGGGCGUAGAUUUUCCUCAUGACCCGGAUUCCACGUACGAACUGACCACGGACAAUGUGAAAAAAAUCAUGGCAAUCUUUAUGAGAUUCAGAUGUGACAUCCCUGUGAUAAUCAUGGGUGAGACAGGUUGUGGGAAAACACGCCUCAUCAAGUUUAUGUGUGAACUACAGUCACCGCCAGGUGUAGAUGUAAAGAACAUGAUACUCAUGAAGGUGCAUGGAGGUACAACAAAUGCAGAUAUUAAACGAAAGGUGAACGACGCGGAGAUCGCUGCAAGAGUGAAUAUUGAAAAAUAUGGCCGCCAUAUGUACACAGUAUUGUUUUUUGACGAGGCUAACACAACGGAAGCUAUCGGACUUAUCAAGGAAAUCAUGUGUGACAAAUCGAUUGCAGGAAAGCGUCUGACUCUAUGUGAAAAUUUGAAAAUUGUGGCUGCAUGCAAUCCUUACAGAAAGCAUUCCGAUGAACUGAUAAGAAAGUUGGAGCAAGCUGGCCUUGGAUAUCAUGUUGAUGCAGAUGAGACGACUGACAGACUAGGGCGUGUACCGAUGAGGAGACUUGUGUAUCGUGUGCAACCACUCCCACAAAGUUUACUGCCCCUGGUCUGGGACUUCGGACAACUCAACACACAGAUCGAGGAAUUGUACAUCAGGCAGAUGGUCCGGAGAUACAUAAAUGAUGACAGACUUCCAAACAUUCCAAACUUGAUCGAGGUCGUCAGCCGCGUUUUGACAGUGUCUCAAGACUAUAUGAGGGCGCAAAGGGAUGAGUGCAGUUUUGUGUCACUGCGGGACGUAGAGAGAGUAUUGACAGUGAUGGCGUGGUUCUAUGAUCAGGGUAAGGAUAGGGGCUGGCUGUUCGGGGAAAUGGACAGGAAGGUGGUCGGGGUUGAAGAACGCCAACAGGAUGACAGUGAUGAGGAGGAAGAAAAUGAGGAGAUAUAUAUAGUGCAGGGACUUAAUAAUAUCACGAGAGCUCUCAUCCUGGCCAUUGGUGUGUGUUACCAUGCCUGCUUGAAAACGAGACAACAGUACAGACAGGCUGUUGCAGGGCAUUUCCGCCAGCCAUGCAACCUACAGGGCGGAGAAGCUCAGAUAUUGGACGAAAUUGAACGAUGCCAGGAGAUUUUUUUGGACAAUGUGUCUUUGGAGGACAACAUUGCACGAAAUACUGCUCUGAAGGAGAAUGUCUUCAUGAUGGUUGUUUGUAUCGAGCUCAGAAUACCCCUGUUUCUUGUCGGGAAACCUGGAAGUUCAAAGUCAUUGGCAAAGACGAUAGUCUCAGAUGCCAUGCAAGGGAACAGCGCUAAACAUGAUUUGUUCAAAUUGCUAAAGCAGGUUCAGAUGGUAUCGUUCCAAUGUAGCCCUCUGUCGACCCCAGAUGGCAUUGUUGGAACGUUUCGACAAUGCGCGCAGUUCCAGAAGGAUAAAGAUCUGCAGACAUUUGUGUCAGCUGUUGUUUUGGAUGAGGUUGGGCUUGCUGAGGAUAGCCCAAGAAUGCCAUUGAAGACACUCCACCCACUUCUUGAAGACGGUUGCCAGGGAGAUGAGGAUCCAGAACCAUUUAUGAAGGUUGCCUUCAUUGGGAUAUCUAACUGGGCAUUAGAUCCAGCCAAAAUGAACCGUGGAAUUCUCGUCCAGCGAGAGGUCCCAGACCUGGAGGAACUCCAGAACAGUGCUCGUGGUAUCUGCGGGAGUUCUGAAGACUUAGGACACUUGAUGGAGCCUUUGAUAGAACCUUUGUCGAUAUCUUACCUUGAAGUGUUUGCACAGGCAACACAGGAAAUGAGAGAGUUUUUUGGAUUAAGGGACUUCUAUAGCUUGGUAAAAAUGGUGUACAGCUUUGUAGAGAAUUCUCACCAGCCACCAACAUGGUAUGAAAUGCUGCAUGCUAUACGACGCAAUUUCGGUGGAUUGGAACAAGUAAAACCAGAGGAACUCUUCAGAAAGAAUUUGACACGCGUGCUUACAUGCACGACGGGGAGACGCAGAACAAGAGACCCCGACUGUUCACCUGAUGGUCUUAUUCGGGCCUGUUUAUUCGACACGCACAAAACAAAAAGUGAAAGUCGAUACAUGCUUCUGCUGACCGAAAACUUUGGAGCGCUGUCUAUCAUCCAGCAGCUCCUCCAAACUAAGGGCAAUGAGAUACGACCAAUCACAAUCUUUGGGAGCAGUUUCAGGAGUGAUCAAGAAUAUACACAGGUGUGUAGAAACAUCAACAAGAUCAAGGUCUGUAUGGAAACGGGGAACACCGUUGUUCUGCUCAACCUUGACAACCUAUACGAGAGUUUGUAUGAUGCCCUCAACCAGUACUAUGUCUACUUUGGCGGUGAGAGAUACGUCGACCUUGGACUCGGGACACACAGAGUAAAGUGUCCUGUUCAUAGAAACUUCAGGCUGAUCGUGGUUGCUGAAAAACAGACGGUGUACAAAAAAUUCCCGAUCCCGUUAAUAAACCGCCUGGAAAAGCAUUUCCUUACAGUGAACACCAUUUUGAAUGACAUACAGCAACAGCUUGUUUUAGAGCUGGAAGAGUGGGCCAACGACUUCGCCAGUCAGAAUGAUGGCAACAGUUUCAAUCGAAGAAGCUCCAACCGUGUAAUGAAAGUAGAAGACGUUUUCAUUGGUUUCCACAAGGAUACAUGUUCAGCUAUUAUACUUGAUGUGUCACAAAAAUACCCAGAUAAAGAAGGAGACGAGCUUUUAGAAGCCGGCAAACUGCUGCUACUUUGGUGUGCAACUCCGGAGAGUGUAGUCCGAAGAAACAAAUUGGACAAACGUCAACAACAGAGGUUUCAGACAUACUACCAUGAACGACAAGCACAUGGGAGCCUGAUUUCAUACCUACAAAUGAAGCUGAAGCAAGAGAAAGUUGAACAAAUAUUUGCACAGGUGACAACUCACAACAAGCUACUUGCGUCAGUUCAUAAGCAAGAUAUCAGCUUAGAACUUGGCAUAGAUGUUGACAGAAUAAUCCUUCUGGAGACUCUUUCCUCCUUUGAUACAGAGCAACAGUUUACAAACAGAGUUCAGCAACACUUGCAGACAGCCGGAACUGGCGAGAGCUUAAUGUUGGUUCAAUGUGAUUCCGGUGAUGUUCAUUCAAACCUGAUCGCUUGUGCCCGUUACAUUGUUAUGGCUGAAUAUGAAAAAGCACGAGAAAUUUUACAAGCUCCAGUGCAUGUCAUCUUCAUUCUACAGUUACCUCGAAAGGCGGGUGGAUGCUUCACAGGAUUUCAGUGCGGCCGUUGGCAUUCAGUCCACAUAGAUGAUUUAUGGCCGGAGAAUACCCAGAUGCCGGAUAUCCAAGACCUGCAGGGGAAAACUGUCAGCGGCAUCUUCCACAGCGUGGUCAGGAAACAUAGUCCACCUAGUGACAUAGAGGAGGGACAAGGAGAAGAAAUGGAUUGGACUGAAAAUGGAGGAAAUGGCAGGCAACAAAAGUAUCUAGAUCCGCAUACGGUUGACGGAGUAAAUGAAGAAGUGGAUAUGAUGGACAUAGAUGCCGAAUUUAACACACCAAUUCCGGAUGUGCAAAAAGACCUGGCUGAACAUCAAAGACAACCAGUUUUGAAGCUUGAUGGGCUAAUCAUGCAGUGUGUUCAGUCGGCCCUUGCGAUGGUCAAAGACAAGGAGGGUUAUACACACAGAGAAACAGAGAGAGUCGAUAUCGUAUUGAAAUGUUUAAGACAUGACAAUAAAUCAGAACAGGGGGCAGACACUUUCUUAACAGGGUUACAAAUACUUAUUGGACAAUUGUUGAAGGAGAAAGAGAAGACGACAGAAGGAGACGACAUUGCUCGUUUGUGGAUGACACGUGAGGCUGCAGCAGCCGAAAGCAUUAACAAGGCUGGCACAUUUAGGCGGUCUUGUCUGCAGACUAUUAUCUCAAAAGUGUCCCCGAUCCUGGCUGGAAUCAUUGCAUACCUCGAUACCAACAGGAAUCUUGACCUCAUUCACAGUGAUGUAGGUUGGAAACAGAUACUGUGGAAAUCGGUCCUCAAUACUGAAGGAGCUGUUCAACUACAGUACUCAGAUCUCCAAUCUCCAAAGAGACGCAGUGACCUUGGUGAGAUGCUUGUUAUGACGACCGGUCGUGAAGGUCACAUGUUCUCCGCAUGUCUGCCCUUCUCCUGGACGAUGAUCCAGAUGAUUGCGGAAAUACUACGUAACAUUUUACCCUCUGAUGAAGAAUUAGAGGAUGAACAAAGCAGAAUAGUGGAUGAACAAAACCGGAAAGUAGUACUAUGUUCAAAGAUAGUUGCUGCAAGGCCGAUAGGAAAGAUAUUGAAUCAACUGGUGGAUGGUAUCCAGGAAGGAAGUGCAGAACAGAAGCAUGCCAUUGUUUUGGAAAUCAUAGAUGAGUACAUACAGGACUUCGUGCAUACGAUGUAUUAUCAUGGACAAGAUGAUGAAUUCAAGCUUGUGUGUCAGACAGUGUAUUACAAGACAGUGGAAAUAUGUGAGACUUCAAAUUCUAAGGGAUGCUUGAUUGAAAAUCUUACUUGUGUACACAUUGCAUACGAGAGUCUCGCACUGAGACUUGCCUACUUCAGAAGUAUGAAUGGAGUAUGGCCACAGUGUAGCUCGGCCAUACUGGAGGUCAAGAAAACCAACCCGGAUCAUUUCAUGUUCAAGGAACGAGAGUUUACAUUCUCUGCGUUGUGUCUGUUGAUUGAGAAUUUAAACCCAAAACCUCAAGAAUUAAAUGAAGAAGUACAGAGAGGGAAAUGGCUUCAUAAAGUCCAUUUGUAUAGACCUGUGGUCGAGAAAGUGCUCAAUCUUCAUUCAGAAGACCCGGCUCUGUAUGGAAUUCACAGUGAACCAUCUGUACGAAAGGCCAAAUCAACCUGGGGUCGUGUGAUCGUAAUGAAGCUUUUUAUCGAGCAUGUGUGCAUCAAGGAUGAAAGAGAAGCAAUCACCAUCAAAUAUUGUAUGCCACUUUGGAAGAUACUGGGAGAAGAAGUUGACAUGAAAGAACAAAAAUCCUUAGAAGGCGUUGAGAAAUUUUUAAAAGCGUGCAACCAAAAUGCAUUGAAGACAUUUAAUGGAGCGGAGAUUAAAUGCUGUAGAUGUGAACAGAAGCUAGAAGGCCCGCCAGUUACCUUACCUUGCAAGAACAAAGAUGUACUUUGUGAUGCCUGCCUUCGAGAAAUGAAAGCUCUCGACCAUGAUGUGUGCCCUAAAUGUCACGAAAAUUUAGGGCAAGAGUGGCAACCGUUACAUAUGAAAGAGAAAAGCAAAGAAAGAGGGCAGCUCAUCCAAUACCAGAAGAGGUGUAACACCUUCUUCAUGGAUGUUGUCGCUCAACUCUGUUUUUCUGACGGACAACCACCGUCACGCAAUGUGUUGGACAAGUUGCUUGGAUACGUCACCUGCUCGGCAAGAGAUAGUCCUCUGCGGUUUACAAAGAACAUGACUAUUUUUGAGACGGGACUGGACCCUAACCCAGUCUUUAGAUCAUUCCUUCUACAGUUGAUGCUGAAAUCUAGUGAAGAAGAGUUUGUGAAUGAAAGCCUGAAAAUAUACAUCAAGCAGGCUCAAAUUUUUUUCCGAAAAGAACCAACCGUACAACAGAAUCUGGUUGACCUUAGUCUACUAAUUAUUCAGUGUUUAGAGGAUACAAUGCUUCAAAAAUGGCUCGGACAACACAUGCAUAGUUGGUCUUAUGUUAUCCAUCUUCUGGAAACUGCUGGCGACAGCCUUGUUGACAAUCAACUUACGAUCGAGAAACUGUAUAGUAUCGCCAGAACACGUGUUGGCCUUUCCCAAGCUGCGAGAGUGAUUGCCGACAUUGUGAACGCAGGAACUGAGCUUCAGACACUUACCAAUGAACAGCGAAAUGUGAUUGACUCUGCGAAACAACUUUGCACAGCUUCUCAGUUGAAGUGGCCAAAGAUAUUUCUUGCGAAGCACCUGUGUCGCUACUACGGUAUUGACGUUUACCAGUCCAUAUGUCGACAUCGUACCACGCUGCUGAGGUGGAUCGUGAUUGAGGAGUUGGAAAGAGAUCAGACGCAAGAGGUGUCAGACCGCUAUGUUGUGUGUGGAGAUGGCUAUGUUGAGAUCAGGGAGGCACUGUCACAAGUUAUCCUGGGAGAGGACAUCGGCAUCCUGGAAGAUCAACUACAGGAGCUGCGCACCACAGGAGGUCGUGUCGAUACAUAUCUACAGCUAGCUGUACAUAGAGAGAUAUCAUGCUCAUAUGUCCGUUCAAUAGAGAAAAGAACGGCCACUCCAAAGUCACUCCAAAAGAUCGCAACGUUUCUUGAAGCAACGCAAAGUCAACGAAAUAAGCCAAUAUUACGCCUCAUGAUGAGUAAUGAACUUGAACCCCGACACUUGGUGACAGUUCAAGGAUCUGAUACAAGACGACAAGGCCUUCAAUGUUUGAUCGUACAUUUUAUGACGGUGUUGUCACAACUGAAUGGAGCCAGAACCCUUCUUCAUCUGCUUCUUGCAAUGAGUAAAGGGGAUCAGUCUAUACGGGGUAUGUUUCUGCCGACAAUGCCACAAGAUGAUUUUGCUGAAAUCCAGGAAGUUAUAAUGGCCAAUCCUGGAGGAGAAAAUCCAGUAUUUUAUCGUUGUCCAAAUGGACACCCGUAUGUGAUUGGAAAUUGCGGGAGACCAUAUCAAGUUGCAAAAUGUAAAGAUUGCGGUGCUGAUAUCGGCGGUCAAGGUCACGUGGCUUUACCAGGGAAUGCUGUACAUGCCGGUGGAGACAACACAAUGCAUGGCCACAUUUUGGGUCGGGCGGUACCCAAUGCACCCCUACGACCAGAGAGGGAGCUGUCAGCUCUACACUGCUGUGUGAUCCGAUUGUUGCUACACAUGUCCAUGCUCAUCGGUCCUCCUCAACACAUGGUUCCGAUUGUCCGCCCGGACAUUGAGGAAGACAAAAUCCGGCAUUUCUUUUGGGAGCACAUUGAAACCAGCAUCGGUGACCUACAGCGAGCUCUAAAUAGGAGUGUAGAUGACGUCCUACUGCUCAUGCAUUGUGUCAUCCAGAAUAUCAUGGUCAAACAUAAUGAAGAAACCACUGUUGGCGGACACAUCACUCACCUUCAAACCAAACAAGGGAGACAAGCAUGGGAAAAACAGUUUGCUGCGGUUUACUUGCAGGAUGUUUUUCAGGGACUUGAUCACCACCUGAAGCGUUUCAACCAAGUUAUUGCUACUGAUCAGAGACUAGGUUCCAAUCCCUUGAUGUGCAUUCUAUAUGAGACGGAUACACAGCAGCAGGCCGAGGAUCCCCAGCAGCUGGAGGACAUUCCACGUGUAUGGCGAUACAGAACGCCGAUAUCCAUAGAGCAUAUGAGACAAGACCUUGAAACUAGGAGUUCGUCAGGAAAGGACAGACUUUUAGUGCUGAGAUUGUUCUUGAAACAGGACCACAUUCUUCAGGCAAUACAAUACAUUCCAAGCAUUCUAAGUCUGCAGAGGAUAUUGCUGCAGAAAUUCCAAAAGAAACUUGACAAAGCUGAAGCAAACACAAUCCUUAUGAAAGACAUGAUAAAAGAGCAACAUGCCGGACCUGACACUGAAAAAUGGUUGCAAGACUUUGCUCAAGCUUGGAAUAUAACUCGCAAGCUACUUGAACUCUACGUCUGUACAACAGAAUUUGGAAGUAUUGUGGUUCCAAAGCAUCAGUGUGUUGAGCCAGUUUCCAUGAAAACGCCUUUGUCAGUUUUCCUCCCAGCAAGCACUGAAAAUGGACUUUGCUCAUAUGCAAUGCUAGAUUUGUUAUUCAGAAAACAGAAUGAAUUCUUAGACAGCUAUAUGAAGGAAUCUGGGAGGAAGCGCAACUCAAUCCAGACAGUGGCUCCGAUGGAGGUAACGUCGGCCCACCUGAUCAGCUACAACAACGAGCAGGAUAUCCUACCCCUCGUCCUAGCCAACUGUCAGUACACUUUUGAGAUGGGUAAGGGUACAAAGAUAGAGUACGACUUUGCUGGGCUCGAACGUCAGAUCAUGGACAGGUUCCUCUUCUCAAAGUCCAGAAUAGACAUUGGAUAUUACUUGCAGAUUGACCAAAUGGUAUAUCGGACAGAGUUUACAAAUGCUGCAGUAUUCGAAAAGUUGGAAGAAAAAAUUCCACAGCAAACUUUGGGAUUAGCUGUAAAGACACAGAUAAGCGAAGAGAUAAAGAGACUACCAGACUUGUGCCGAUUUCUUGACAACCUCGACAUAGCCAUUAGUUUCCUCAAAACUGCAGGCGGACAGCAAUCAGAAAAUCUGAGCACCUUUAUGGUCGAGACACUGCAGAUGGAACAUGCAAUGACAAGUCAGAAGGCCCGACAGGCGUGUGAGUUCCAGCAUGCCAAGUCUCUGUGGUUACUGUUGUCAUACUUGAAGUCCAAGUUUAUGGUCGAACAUUUCACGUCAAAACAGGAAGUGUUUGAGACUCUUCUGGAGCCUUACCAUGACGAGCUGUCCGAAGAGCUGCAGAAAUCACUCGGUGGCUACAUGAAAACUCUGAGUGUUGAUAAGCUUUCUGGCAUUCUAGAAAUAUUGCACGAAUUCAUGCUCCUACGGAUUGCAAGACGAGAAAACACCAGUGACGAAGAUUACAUUGACAAUACGGAGAACAGGCUUGGUGAAGAGCUUUUAGCCUUUGUAGAAUUAAUGGAAACUACAUGCCUAGACACAGCAGUUUUGGUGGAAUUCCCACAGGAAAUACACUUCAAACAUAGCGUGUGUACAUGGAUUAUGGGAUAUACGACUCUUCGAAAGAAAAUGGGACGAAGGCGACACUGAUAAAGAGUUGUAUAUGAAACAUUAUAGAUCAAAGACAAACUUGUCUGUGCUUUAUGCGACUCUAAUAAAUGAAACCCCCUUUUAGAGGUACAAACUUUGCAAACUGCUACAUUUUCAUGGUUUUUGUAUACUAGAUAUCUUGUUCUUAAUGUACAUGCCAUAAUACUGUUUAACGAAAUGAUUAAUUUGAGACUGUUCAAAUAACUGAUAUAUUUGACCUUCAAUCCGUUUUGUGUUGUUUUGCAUUUCUAAAACUCUUUUAGUCUGUGCAUGGUGGUUGUUUCAUAUGUGUUAUGGUAUCAGUUGUUGUUUAUUUGUCAUUGAAUAUUGUUACUGAUUUGAAGGAUUCUAUUAGUUCUUGUGUUAUUGAGAUGUAUUUUCGUUUCUGUCCUCAGCAAAAACUUGAAUUCAAAGCUUUGAAUGUGAUGUUUGCUUUGGAGUAUUAAUUGAGGUUUAUUUUAUAGCAUUUUUUUGCGUUAAUCUAUAGAUGUUUAGUAUGCAUGAAAGUUGAACAUGUAUGUCUACAAUUUAUUUUAUGUUUUAUGUUUAUUUUUUUCAGUUACAAAACCCAUAAUGAUAUUGUACUGUAUAUACAUUCCUUAAUUUAUUUAUUAAUAGUAUGGUGUUCAUUACUACUGAAAUAUUUUUGUUCCAAAUAGUCCCAUUUAUUUAUCAUGUAUGUGAAUAAUACAGCUUAACGUGUUAUAACUCUCACUGGACCAAAGCAUAGUUUUUCCAAGAAACUCUAUUUCUUAUUUUAGUUUCAAUACUGAUCAUAUCAAAAACACAGUUUAAUGGUUUGUGCUUUGUUAUGUACAUGCAUUCUCAAACCGUGUUUUAAGUAUGCAUGUGCACGUGCACAAUAUAUGCACAUGUGCCUGCUAUUUACCAAUGACCUUAUUUCAAGGAUCAUGGUAAGCUUAUGACGAUAAGCUUUAUCUUAAUGACCAUAUGUCUAUAUGUGUGUGCUACUGUGAAAUUUAUUUGGUUUAUUUUUGUUACUGCUUAUUUUGUAUGAUUCUCCUGAUCUAAGUAGUAUGCGAUUAUUUGUGACAAUGUUCUUAUAGCUGUCAUUGUGUUUGUAUGACUACAAAAAGCAUUAUUCUAUAGAUGAAAGUUGUAUUAAGUGUAAUGUGUUUUUUUAUGAUUUAUGAUGUAUUUAAACAGUACUAGUGUUGAUGUUUUUAAGUCUGAAUAUGCAUGUUCUAUUAAUUUAUGUACAUAAUAUUAUUUUUGGCAAUAUGUGUAUCUGUGAUGUUUUAUGCAAUAUUGUUACCUUAGUCUUUUUAAAUAGUGUUUUGUUUCCUAUGUAGAAGAACAGCAUGCAAACAUGCUUUUCCUAUUAUAAAUAGUGGGAAUGGUAGUAAGAUUGUUGGCAAAAAUGAGACUGUUACUUGGACGAUUUGGGCACUUUGUGUUUAUAUUUAUCCUUACUUUUUUAAAAUGGAGAAUGUCGGCUGUAAACCCUCUGUAAGUCUACAUAACAGUAGUAUACAUAAUGUGUGUGUACAUUUAUUUGUUACGGCUCACUUACACCCUCUUGACAAUCAUGUCUGUUUUAUUCAUAUAAUACAAUAUGGUAAGUAUAAUAUGCUACUCUAUAUAUGUGCACAUUUAAUGUAUAUUUGUAUAAUGUUUAAUCAAUGCAUAAUUGCAUAUUUUAAUGAUUAAAUUACACACUUUAUUUACGUACCAAGGGAGUACCUUGUGUUUUACAUUGGACGGCGGCCCUUUAAAUAUGUUUAAACUAGUACAUGUAAUUAAACUAAUACUAAAUAUGUUAUGAUUUUUUAUGUUUCUUUCAUCUUAAUGUUGAUUAUUAAUAAUUUUGUUUGGACAGGUUAAGAAAUCACAUGAGCUUAAUUCAGUCAUAUAUCUCAUUGUGUGUGUACCACGUGAUAAAUAACGUCAAACAUGCUACGUCGGAAGGCAGCAUUUUCCUUCGGAUGGAGAUUAAAACAAAGAUAACUGUUCUUUUUCUUCCCUAUUUUAAAUGAGACAAAUGUCUCAAACUGUCACGUUGUAUAGACACACUGUACCUGCAGAUACAUUUAUUGUUAAUCUUUUAUCAAUAUAUUGAAUGAAGCCUUACUAUGAGUAGGUUUGUUUACCAUUCCGUAAGUGUGAACAAAUACUACUCAUGUACGUGAAAGUCAUCACAUACAUUCUGUUUGUGAUCUUGCUUCUAUAUAAGAUUGGUUUAGUUCUAUUAUGCUUUCUAAAUUCAGAAACAUUUUUUUUUGUAUUUUGUUAAUAUGCAUAUAUGUCUAAUUGAAUGCAUGCACAUGUAUGUGUGAUUUGUUUGUUUGGUUUCAGACGAAACUGUUUAUGGAUGCAAAAUGCUUGUUGUAUGUGUGAAUAAACCAUAUAUCAGACACA